Molecule: messenger RNA, 486 nt
Organism: Penicillium soppii
Lineage: Eukaryota; Fungi; Ascomycota; Eurotiomycetes; Eurotiales; Aspergillaceae
Product: SRPBCC family protein
Exons: 1
Coding region: 1-486 (161 amino acids)
Source: RefSeq, a predicted model, not a curated record
AUGUCAUCCACAAAUAACAUCGCCUUCACCGCCCCAAUCAACCCACUAGGGGUAACGCCCGUGCUUACCCCAGAACAGAUCUGGAACGGACUUCUCCUCAAGAUCCGAUCCGCAGAGACCUUUGUCCCAGCAGCGAUUCAGUCCACAAAGGUCGUCAAUGAGUUCGUCGAUCCAUCAACUGGCAACUCGGUCGUCGUUCGCGAAGUCCUGUUUCGCGAAACGCAAAAGACUGUGCAGGAGACUGUCACAGCGUUCGAGACUACCCGGGUGGAAUUUGUACAGCCGGAUGGAAGCAAGAUCAGCAAUGUGGUCAGUGCUGGAGCCGGUGAUGAGCUCUACAUGACAUAUGUAUUCGAGUGGAGACAUCCUGACGUGUCAAAGGAGGAGUUGAGAGCGCUAUAUGAGAAGGAGAAGAAGAUGAGCCAGAUGGCGGUUGAAGGGACGAUCAAGGUGUUGAGACAGUUGGUUCAAGAGAAGAAGCUUUGA